This is a messenger RNA of Mollisia scopiformis, 651 nucleotides long. RefSeq lists its product as uncharacterized. The transcript has 2 exons. Lineage: Eukaryota; Fungi; Ascomycota; Leotiomycetes; Helotiales; Mollisiaceae. Gene Ontology annotation, biological process: mycotoxin biosynthetic process. The coding region runs from base 1 to 651 and encodes 216 amino acids. The record is from RefSeq and is a predicted model, not a curated record.
AUGGCGAACAUACCCUUUGGUGGCAACGAUAAUUUUAUUUUUGUUUGCACACCUGUACUGGACGAUAUACCCCUCACCUACACUCUGACACAAUUCAACGGCUCCUUUCUCAACGAAAACAUUUAUCGUCAAGCUGCUAGUCCUGAAGUCGACUCGGCUUGGGAGGCGCUCGGCAUCAACUACCGUGCGCUCAGAGUCCCUCCAUCACUCGCCUCAAAAUCAGGACUCUCCACUUUCCAAGUACAAAUCUCUCCCAAGUACGGAGGAGGGUACCCUGUCAAUGUCGAAGGACUCCACCACCUUCACUGUCUCAACCUCCUGCGCCAAUCCCUUUGGUACAACUAUCCAUAUUACCGCGAUCUUGGACAAGGAGCUUUUCGGAACGAAGAAUUCAUUGUGCAGAAACAUGUCAGUCAUUGUCUAGAUAUUUUGCGACAGCAAUUGAUGUGUACUGUGGAUGUUGGCGUUUUGGGACAGGUUUGGGUGCAUAAGAAUGAACCAGAAGCCUUCACGGAUUUCAAUACCAAGCAUACGUGUAGGGAUUUUGAGGCUGUGAGGACGUGGGCUGAGGAGAGACAGCUACCAGAAAGUGUGCCCACCGAUUUUCUCCAGCCUCCUGAAUGGGAAGAUAUUUAUGAUGACAUACCAUGA